AUGGAGCCGAAUGGAAACACACUCCCGGAGGAGGCUAACAAGCCUCCAGAGGGCGUGGUGCUACCUCCUAAAGAUAUUCGAGCCAUUGUUGAAAAGACCGCUGGCUAUGUCGCUCGUAAUGGAAUCACCUUCGAAGAGCGUGUCCGCGACAAGGAAAAGAACAACCCCAAGUUCUCUUUUCUGCUCCCAGGAGAUGCAUAUGCGCCUUUUUACCAAUGGCGACUUGUCGAGAUCAAAGAAGGCCGAGGAUCUGCCGUGGCAGCAGGACGAGCUGGCGAAACAGUCGCCGCGGAACCCGAAAAGCCCAAGGGGCCACCCGAGCCCGCCGCAUUCCACUUCUCAGCGCGCAUGCCUAUUAUCAACGCACAGGAUUUGGAGGUUGUGAAGCUCACAGCCUUGUUUGUUGCCAAGCGAGGCAAGUCUUUCAUGACCGCAUUGUCUCAACGUGAGGCGAGAAACUUCCAAUUCGACUUCCUACGACCCCAACACAGUCUUUACCAAUUCUUCACUCGUCUCGUCGAUCAGUACACCAUCUUGUUACGUGCCGAGGGAAUAGAUGACGCAACAUCGUCUGAGAAAAGAAUCGCAGAAUUGGAACAAAAUGUACAGAACAAAUUCCGAGUUAUGGAGCGCGCUACGCAGCGAGCCGAGUGGGUAAAGUUCCAGGAGAAACAAAAGAUGCAGAAGGAAGAGCAAAGUGAGCAAGAGCGAAUCGAAUACGCCCAGAUUGAUUGGCAUGAUUUCGUGGUGGUCGAGACUGUUGAAUUCACCGAACACGACGACCACGCAGAGUUGCCACCCCCAACAUCACUGAACGACCUGCAGUCAGCCUCCCUUGAACAAAAGGCUGCAAUGUCUCUCAACACACGGCGCAUCGAGGAAGCUAUGCCUACAGACCUCGACAACCCAAGCUACUACAAUGCCUACCCAGUACAACCUGUUCAAAUGCCUCCUCCUCAACCCUCCAUCUCGCCCUACUCAGCAGGCCCCUACGCCCCACCCGGGCAAUACUCCAACCCCGAAGAGGAACAGCGCAUCCGCGAACGCACUCAAGCCCGCGAUCAAGCUGCCGCGGUGCAAGCCGCUGCCCAGGCGAUUCCAGGCCAGCAGCCAAUGCGUAUUCGCUCAGACUACGUGCCACGCGCCCAGGCCCGCCGUCAACAAGCUGUCCAAAUGGCAAUCUGCCCAUACUGUAACCAGAAGGUUCCCUCGGCCGAACUGGAUGAACACAUUCGUAUUGAGCUCCUGGAUCCGCGCUGGAAGGAGCAGCGUGCCAAGGCCGACUCCCGCAGUGCAACCACCAAUUUGUCCACUGUCGACGUGGUCAAUAACCUCAAGCGUCUCGCCAGUCAGCGCAGCGAUGUCUUUGAUCCCUCCCCCGUCGACCCGGAGGAGGAGGCUCGGCGCAAGCGGUUGGCUAUGGGUGCAACCGACGGCUCUGCGCAAGUUCCGCCCGGUGCGCAAAAUCCUAAUCCUCAGAGCAUGAAUAUCGAAGACCAACUCAGACAUAUCCAUCAACUCGCCAAGCAAUGA
Molecule: messenger RNA, 1533 nt
Organism: Penicillium soppii
Lineage: Eukaryota; Fungi; Ascomycota; Eurotiomycetes; Eurotiales; Aspergillaceae
Product: SURP domain-containing protein
Exons: 1
Coding region: 1-1533 (510 amino acids)
Biological process (GO): regulation of alternative mRNA splicing, via spliceosome; mRNA cis splicing, via spliceosome
Cellular component (GO): U2-type prespliceosome; catalytic step 2 spliceosome; U2 snRNP
Molecular function (GO): RNA binding
Source: RefSeq, a predicted model, not a curated record